Messenger RNA from Stereum hirsutum FP-91666 SS1, 504 nucleotides. RefSeq lists its product as uncharacterized. The record is from RefSeq and is a predicted model, not a curated record. The transcript has a single exon. Lineage: Eukaryota; Fungi; Basidiomycota; Agaricomycetes; Russulales; Stereaceae. The annotation marks the transcript as partial.
AUGGCCAAAGACACCAAGAUCAGCGCACCUGACGACUUUAAAGGCGAAGCCUCUAAAGUCCAGGAAUUCAUCACCAGCUGCGAAUUAUAUUUCGCUGCAAACCCGGAGAAAUACAAGGAGGAUGAAAAGAAGAUUAUCUUCGCUCUGUCGUAUAUGAAAGGUGAUACGGCAGGAGCAUGGAAGACAGUCUUCUUGGACAAGGUCAACGGACCUGAAGAGGAUAGCGACGAUGAAGAAGGAGAGGAAGGGGAAGGCUUGGGCAUAUCUCCCAUAACGCCCAAGAAGCCGGAAUACGGAACCUGGAAGGAUUUCAAAGCACAAAUCCGAAGGGAGUUCGAACACGCCGCUCAAGAAAUACAGAGCCGAUUCGAUCUGGAUAGUUUCCGUCAGGGAAACAUGAACGCCACCGACUAUGUCACCAAGUUCAAGAUCCUUAUUUCCAAAGGAAAAAUCAAAGGAAAUAACGCGAAGGUCACAUUCUUUCAGAAAGGCCUCAACCCUGCA